This is a messenger RNA of Bufo bufo (common toad), 3026 nucleotides long. It is a transcript of the gene BATF3, whose product is annotated as basic leucine zipper ATF-like transcription factor 3. Gene Ontology annotation, molecular function: DNA-binding transcription factor activity, RNA polymerase II-specific; RNA polymerase II cis-regulatory region sequence-specific DNA binding. Gene Ontology annotation, biological process: regulation of transcription by RNA polymerase II. The coding region runs from base 508 to 888 and encodes 126 amino acids. The transcript has 3 exons. The record is from RefSeq and is a predicted model, not a curated record. Lineage: Eukaryota; Metazoa; Chordata; Amphibia; Anura; Bufonidae. Gene Ontology annotation, cellular component: nucleus.
GGCUGAGCACCGUUCUCUCAGUUCCCUGUCACUCACAUUUGUGGUUUCCUCCACGUGACUUACUUGAAAUGAGCUCUUGUCUUCAUUACAAGAAGAAGAAGCGGCCGCACUGACAAGGCGCCGGGAUCCCUAUGACCGCUCUGCCUGACCUGCUCCGCUGCCUGUCACCUCCAGAGCUGGGUGUUAGGGAGUCAUCACUGCCCUCCUGGUGGUGCCCGCUCUUACAGUCUAGCAGACUUCUUUUUUUUUUUUUUAAUUCUAACAAAUUGAGCUAAAUUUGGACUAUUUCAUAUCGGACAGGUGUCAGGGGUGGCCUGGGUACUGUCUGUCUCUAACUGAGGACCCUGGCUUCAUCUUGGUGCUGGUCUUACAUCUUCCUGGAAGUCUCAUCUCAUCUAUAACUAUUUGUGGGCACCACCUCUGUCUCCUCCCACCCAUGGUCUACUGGUCCUUAAGUCAUCAUCUUAUGUGGCUUCAUUGACUUCUGAGCUCCACAGUCUGCACAGGAUGUCACAGCUGUCACCGUCCACCAGCGGCUCUUACCCUAGAAGUGCGCACAACACGUCUGGAUCAGAGGCAGAUGUUCUAUCACAGGGCUCAGACGUAUGUGACAGAAAAGUACGAAGAAGGGAAAAAAACAGAGUGGCCGCCCAGAGAAGCCGCAAAAAACAGACACAAAAAGCUGACAAGCUACACGAGGAAUAUGAAUGUCUGGAGCAAGAAAACUGUUCACUGAAAAAGGAGAUUGGGAAGCUCACUGAUGAACUCAAACAUCUAAGCCAGGUCUUAAAGGACCAUGAACAGAUAUGUCCUUAUCUCCACUGCCCGGUGAACUUUGUGACUGUGCCCAGAAUGACAGAUGCCUUAUCUGGCUGCUUACCUCGAUGAUUCCCAUCCAUGCAUCUGGACUAUUCCUUACUUGGAAGUAUUCCUUUAACAAUGUUUCUCUUAUGGAUUUACCAUUGGGAUUGGGAAAAAAAACCUCUGUGAAGCUUCUGAGGCGUCAUGUGAAGAUAUCCAUGCUUUGGUAUUACAUGGGACGUGUCCUGAGGCCAAAGUAAUUGAUCACUGCUGCCUUAAUUUAUGACUCUCUACUGAAUGCAAUAGUAAUAAGUGAAUGCACUGACAAUGUAAUUGAUAUAACAGACUUUCUAAAUUCACAAUUUGCUAAUUUAGAUCCCUAAUUCUGUGAUGAUUUUUUUUAAUAUAUGUUCUUAUAGUAGUUGGAGCCCUCAGUUUCUGAUACAGGGCACCAAAUUCCCUGCAUUGAUGUGGAAUUAAGGGUCCAUUCACACAACCGUAAUUCUGUGUCCGCAUCUAUUCUGCAAUUUUUUGUGAAUGGUCCCUAAAUAAGAACAUUCUGUUUAGCCGCAACCACCACUAGGGGGAGCUUACUUCGUACUCUUUUAUUAUUAAGACCACUGUAUAAACAGUAUGCAGUAAGCUCAUAGGCUCCCUCUAGUGGUGGCUGUAGGAAGCUAAAAUUGUAUAAUUAAAAGCAUACCUAAACUUCCACAUAGCUUUCCAGAAUAAGCUGCCAUACAUAAACGAUAGAACUAUGUCUGACCGUUAUAUGACUGUAUCUGGAAUUUUUUAGAAGUAAGAAAACCAAAAGACAGCAAACAUAUACCUACAAAUCAUGUGUAGAACCAUAAUCACAAAACCAACCGAGAGCAAUGAACCACACAUGUAAUAUAAGAAAUCUACUCUAUUAUGAUCAUUCCAAAUAGUAUACAAAAUGACAAUAUGACAUAAUAAAAGCGAUGCAGACGAGUGCUAUGAAAUAUAUUCCCCCUAGGUUACGGGCAGCAUGUACCACCUAUCUUAUGGCAUCUAUCAGCAAAAAUUGAUUCAAUUCAAGAGGUAUAGCAUGAAUUAUAUCAUAUUGCCCAAUAUUGUGUAGGUUAUAUAAUGUGGUAACCUAGUGGUGAUAAAAACCUGAUUGCAGCAUACCACAGAUAGCAAACGAUAGUUAAGGUAUAUAUAUAAUCCAGAAAUCCGGUUCAAUUAUCAUACCAAAAUGCUAUUCAAGGGCAUAAGCAACUCAAAAUAACAGCCAAACAUCAAGGUAAAACCACAUAAUAUAGUAACAUACUGACCCUAAAAUCCAGGGGGGGAUCAGAAUUCCCCGACGUACGUUUUGCCUUGCUUUUUCAAAGGGGCAUAUCCCUCUGAGCUAUACCCCAAACUAUUUAUCCCCACUACACAGCUGAAAAUAAAAAAUGUGGUUUUACCUUGAUGUGUGGUUGAUAUUUUAACUAUCAUUUGCUAUCUGUGGUAUGCCGCAAUCAGGUAUUUAUCACCACUAGGUUACCACAUUACAUAUCCUAAACAAUAUUGGGCAAUAUGAUAUAAUUCAUGCUAUACCUCUCUGAGAAUUAAAUCAAUAUUUGCUGAUAGAUGUAUUAAGAUAGUUGGUACAUGCUGCCCGAAUCCUAGGUGGAAUAUAUCUCAUAACACUCGUCUGUAGCGCUUUUAUUAUGUCAUAUUGUCAUUUUGUAUAAUAUUCAGACUGAUCAUAAAAAAGUAGAUUUCUUAUAUUACAUGGUUGGUUUAAUUUUUUUUAAGUAUUCUCCUUUGUGUGCUCUGAGCUCGUAGGUGGAGACCAGCUAUAAUGAUGUCUCCCCAUAGAAUACACAUAGCGAAAGCAAAUUCUGUUUUCUGCCUCUAGCUUAGAAUCGCUCAAAAGCACUAUUUAAGACAUUAUAAAGAAGUACUGAGCAGUAUAGAUGUGAAUAAAGCACUUAGAGAUGUAACACCAUUAGCUGCUGAAUCUGCUGAAGCAUUCUUGUGUUGCGUCUGUCUCUCUCUUUCUCUCUGCACUUCCUCUAUUCUCCUCCUGCCUCCCCUAUCUGUAGGCUUCCAUAAGAUGUUUCUUUAGUGAGCAAGCAGCCUGUCUAGGUCACACAAGAUGGAUUUAUUACAACUUACAGAGAGAAAGUUAGUUUUGUAAAGAAUGGGGCGAUAAUCUGAUAACUUUAGGACAAGGGAUUUUUCUCUGAUAAGAUAUAUAUAUAUAUAUAUAU